Oncorhynchus nerka (sockeye salmon) is the source of this 8100-nucleotide messenger RNA. RefSeq lists its product as uncharacterized. Gene Ontology annotation, biological process: spermatogenesis. The record is from RefSeq and is a predicted model, not a curated record. Bases 1908 to 2588 code for a protein of 226 amino acids. Lineage: Eukaryota; Metazoa; Chordata; Actinopteri; Salmoniformes; Salmonidae. The transcript has 15 exons.
AGUCAGUCAGUCAGACCAGUUAGGUCAGUCAGUCAGGCCGAUCCUCAUCUACAGGGAUGUAGCUUCCCAAUGACAGACUCGUCCAAAGACACAGACAAACCCGGUCACGCUGUGCUAAACACUCCCUUUCCACUACAAACAUAGAUUAAUUUACUAGUCCACUCAGUGGUUUCCCUCUACACAGUCAGGCCCACUCGUCCUGCUCACUACCCCUGCUACCUAGAACAGUGCCAGUCAUGCGGUGAAGUCAAAGCCAGUCAAGUAGUACUAGCACUGUAGUAUACCCAACUGGCCUCUCAGGUGAGUGAAGCUACAUGCAGGUCAGUUGUCGUGCCACACCUCUGUAGGUAAGGCUCCAUCUCUGCUGCUGAUCUGUAAACGGGUGGAGUCAGACAGGGUACAACACUCUGGGAGUCGGAGGCCUGGGGACCUCUGGAAGUGUUUUCACUGAUUCCUAUUGAUCGGCUUCAUGGCCCCCAUACAGGAGGAAACACAAUGAGAAAACACAGGCAGUGUGAGCUCCCUGGACAGCACAGAGCACAGCACACAGCACCACCGUUAAUGGCUGGCAGGAGGAAGCAGAGAGGAGGGGAAGACUGGAUUACAUGGGCAGAGCAGUGGAGAGGAAGGAUUGAUGUUUGGACUUGCAUGCAUGUGUGUGUGAGACACGGGGUGGUUGACAGCUCCAUGCACGGAAGAAGCAAAGUGGAAAAUCAUGCUGGGGAUGCGAUAUGUGGCUGAAAUAAUAGCGGCCGUGCCCAGUGGAGCUCAGCGUUUAUGUGGUGUGGGGGUGGCUUGAGAUGCAGUUGGGCAUUUACCUCCUUCUGUGAGCCCACAAUGGAGGCGUCGUUCCCAUCACCUUCAGCUCUUACCCCCACACCCCACCACCUGGGUCCCUAACAACACCCCUCCCACACAGCAGAGCUCCAUUGGUAACACAGAGGCUCUCAAUCACACACACAGUAUUGAUCUCUCCCAUCCUCAGCUGUGUCCUUAGUGCACACAGCGCGACACACCACCCGCUCGGUUCAGACUUUUAAGUGAUCACUUCCUGCCACGUUAUUUUUUCACACCAGUGUUUCUUUACCUCUUUCCUAAGUUUACAUUUGUUGUCUGGAAACUGGGGUAUGUGUAUGUCUGUGUGAGAGAGGGAGGUAGAGAGAGUGAGAGAGAGUCUGAUUUCAUUUAAUGAGCCGAUCGCUCUGAGUCUGCUGUGAGACAUCAAUACAACCAGCUGAUUUCACCACCUCUCACUCCAUCUUCAUCUUGCCUGUAACGGGCCCUGGCUUUAUGAACACUACAGACACGAGGUAGUGAAGGCUGUCUGGAAAACAUAGACAACAAAUAACAACAGUGGGUAAUGAGAGGAACACCAUAUUCAGAUAGAUAUAUUAGCCUCAUAAACUUAGAGGCCAUUGGGGAGUGUUUUAUAAGUGCAGCAGCACAAAGUAAUCCUGACAAACCACCGACACCCAAUCGGACAUUUUGACUGUGUGUGUGCGUGUGUGUGUGUGUGUGUGCCCCUCAGACAGGCCAACUCAUCUGUGAGAAGCAGAAUGUGCUCCAGUCACGAGCCAUCAGGCCCAGCACAUCGUGCAGACGGGGGAGACUGUGGGGAAACGUUCUGUUUGCCUGUCUCUGUUUCAUUAGUGUGAACUCACCCAGCACCUCAGCCCCAAACUUAGUCUCAUAGUGACCCCCGGCCUGCCUCACCCACAGUCAGACAGGAGGACCCCAUGCAGUCUGCCCUUCAACCAUAGUCUCACAGAGCUCCAGCCAGUCCUUCUGUCUCUACCUCGCAACACUCAACUACACAACACAGGAAGGAAAUGGGAGGAGAGACCUACUAAAGUCAACCGCAUGACAGUGGUUCUGUACCGGUCUGUCAACAGAUAUAUCUGUGCGCUAUGUUUGUUCCUGUGUGCCUCUCUCAGGUGGAGGAACAGGAGGAGAGUGUGGUGAAGAGCCAAGCUGAUUUCUCUGUCUACAGAGCCAGUCACAUCCACUCUGACUCAGACUACGACUCCCAGCUCUGCGGCAUCCAGGAACUACAACAGGCAUUCUCCCAGACCGUGGAGCAGUGUUCCCAGGGUAGCCAGGACCUCAGUGUGUGCCAGUCAGAGGUUCCUCAGCUGAGAGAGGAGGUGUCCAGACUCACCCAGCUCAAGGACAACACUGUGGCAGAGGUGCUGCGACUGCAAGAGGCUGGGAGGCAGCUCCAGGCAGAGGCCAUGAUGGAGGGCCAGCGCAGGCUAGAGGAGGUGGGAGCUCAAGAGCAGAGGGCUGCCAGGCUGGAGCAGGACCUGCAGGCCGCCCACAGACAGUGUCCCAAGAGACAGCAGGCAGUGCAGAUGCGGGAUAACCUCCUGAGGCGUUCGAAGGCUGACCUGCUGGAGGCCCGGGAGACUCUGAGGAGUCGGGCUGUGGAGGUGGAGCGGCCUCUGGCUGACGUCCAGAGGGGCAGGAGGGAAGGACAGCAGAGACAGGCUGAGUGUGGCUCUCUCAGGACCCAGCUGAUGACCCUCAGGGAGGAACUAAAGGAGGCCCAAGGAUGCUGCAGGGACACGGGACCCAGGUGGAGAGUCUGAAGAAGGAUGCAGGGGAGAGCAGGCAGGCCCAGCUCAGUGCUCAGCAGGAGGCCAACACACACUAGCAGAGGGCUCAGCAGCUGGAGGCAGAGCUGACCAACACCAAGGACACACUCAGGACUCUACAGCAACAGCUGCAGGAGCAGGCUGAUGCCAGCCAGGCAUUGCGGGCAGAGCUAUCCCAGGAGCAGGCCAGGCAGCAGUAGCUGCAGGAGAGGAACCAGGGGGCCAGGGAGAGAGAGGGUCGACUGGAGUCAGAGAGAAACCAGCUCAGAACCAGCAUGGAAGCAGCUCACAGCCUCAAACACUAUAAUUAAUCAAUAAGGCACCUCGGGGGUUUGUGGAAUAUGGCCAAUAUACCAUGGCUAAGGGCUGUUCUUAUGCACGUCGCAACGCAGAAUGCCUGGAUACAGCCCUUAGCCGUGGUAUAUUAGCCAUAAACCACAAACCCCAGAGGUGCCUCAUUGCUAUUAUAAACUGGUUACCAAUGUAAUUAAAUGUUUUGCUAUACCCAUGGUAUACGGUCUGAUAUACCACUGCUGUCAGACAAUCUCCAUUCAGGCUUGAACCAACCAGUUUAUAAUGUAUAUAAAACUAGCACUCAACUAGACAUGUGCAGUCAACAACUCGGCACUCAACCAGGUGCUUUCACACGCAUACUAAUGUAUCCAAAAGCUAGCGCUCAACUACAAAUAUGCGGUCAAUAAAUUCACACAUAUUGUAAAUGCAUGUCACACUCACACAACCAACAAAUGUUAAUUAUACUGUAGUGUUUGUCUGAUUUAUGACUAAAGGCAAUAUUCCAACACAAAUAAUUUAGUGUCAGUGAACGUCAUAAAUUUAACCUGUGCUUGCUGACAGUUAAAAGUUUCAAGAGGCAUUUUUUGGCUUUACAUGUUGUUUUUCCAUUCAUCAGGAGUGCGUCUUCUCCUCACAUAGUGUCUGACUGAAGCCUGGCUACACUCAUCUACAAACCACUCAGAUUCCCCCUCCAGCCAUGCUCGCAAAUUGAAUUAGUUUCCGUCUCUGAAUUUGUGUUUCAAAAAUAGUAAUUAUUUUUUAACCCCAAAGGAAGCAAGAGAAACGAGUCAGAUCUGCACACGUCAAGAAUUUUGUGAAAUAAUAGUUUUCCACCAGCCAAAGGGAUACAAGCCUGAAGUGCGGCAAUUUGCCAACUGUUCAGCUGCUAGGAAAUUAAAUUGAAGCACAUAAUUCAUAUCUUUAGAAAGUUAAAUCAAUCUGAUCAAAAAGUUUCCCACUCAAUUACGGCCUGAAAUUAAUCUCCUUAAUCCCAAUUUUAAAUCUGUCAUGCAUAUAAGUGCAGAUCUCUCAUCUAUCUGCCCAUCCAUGUGACUUAAUCCUGGAACAGAGAGCUAAAAUGGCGCUGCGAUUGUCAGAUUUAGUCCCAUCUAUCUUUGAGCCUGAGAUACACACAGUGACACACACACCUGAUGGGAGCUCUGAUAGGGGUGUGUCUGCUGUCUGUCCUACAGCUGAGGGAGCGGGAGAGGACUGUGGGGUGCCUGCAGGAGCGUGUGGUAGAGCUGCAGAGCACCACCCAGAGGCUGCAGGAGGAACAGACAGCCUGCCAGGCUCAGCUGCAGCAGUGAAGGAGGGAGCUGGAGAGCAGGGAGGGCCAGAGACACAGCCAAGAGAUGAGCGUCUUUCAGGAGACAGUGUGCAGGCUGAGGGAGUGUGUAGAGGAGGCCCAGGCCAGCAGCAGGCAGGGGACCAGGGACACAGCAGCAGCACAACACAGCCUCAGAGAGCUGAGACUGGAGCUGGCCUCCACCCAGGCUUCCCAUAGAGAGAGCAUGGAGCCGCUGGCUGAGCAGAGUGGUGAGGCUGCAGGUCUACGUAGUGAGCUGUCCCGCCUGCAGCAGAGGAGCUCCCAGCUGUCAGAGGAGAGAGGGGGCCAGGAGGAGAGGACUAGGCAGCUGGCUGCAGAGCUCCACAGACUACGCACUGCCAGCAGACAGUCACUGGACGAGUUGAGAGGGAAGGAUCUACACAUCAACAUUUCCAUUCAUCCUCAUGGCAAUUAACCAAUAACCAUUCAUUUCAUUGUCAAUAUCCAAUAACCACUGAUCUGGUUCUAGAUCUGACACUGCCAACUGCCAACCAUUAGGUCAUGGACCAGAUAGCCUCACAUUAAAUCCUAGACUGUUACAGCCUGUAGCCAACCACUACACCAUCACAUGAUUAGAAGUGUGAUGGCUCAAUCUUUCAACCUUAUGUGUUGUAUAAUAGCAAAGGGGGUUAUCUAGUGUAAUAUAUACCCAGGGCUGGAAAUGAACACUACACCCUUAGAAUGCCUGGUCAUUAGUGUGGAGCACACAGCCCCUCUGAAGUAGAGACUUAACCUCCACAGGUCGCGCUGUACACUAAUUGACCACUACAGGAGAGAGCAGGUUCUGUUGUAGAGAAAAGAGGUGUGACUUGUAGCAGUGCCCUUUCUGUGUGUGCGGGGCUAUAUUCCUAAAGCUGAUUGGAUAAUGAGAGCUCUCUCUCAGACCCCCAUAGAUUCUGCAUGUACAACACACACACACACAGUUGAAGUCGGAAGUUUACAUACACCUUAGCCAAAUACAUUUAAACUCAGUUUUUCACAAUUCCUGACAUUUAAUCCAAGUACAAAUUCCCUGUCUUAGGUCAGUUAGGAUCACCACUUUAUUUUAAGAAUGUGAAAUGUCAGAAUAAUAGUAGAGAGAAUGACGUCUUUAAGCUUUGAUUUCUUUCAUCACAUUCCCAGUGGGAAUUAGUAUUUGGUAGCAUUGCCUUUAAAUUGUUUAACUUGGGUCAAAUGUUUCGGGUAGCCUUCCACAAGCUUCCCACAAUAAGUUGGGUGAAUUUUGGCCCAUUCCUCCUGACAGAGUUGGUGUAACUGAGUCAGGUUUGUAGACCUCCUUGCUCGCACACACUUUUUCUCUUCUGUAAGAUUGAGGUCAGGGCUUUGUGAUGGCCACUCCAAUACCUUGCCUUUGUUGUCCUUAAGCCAUUUUGUCACAACUUUGGAAGUAUGCUUGGGGUCAUUUGGAAGACCCCAGCUUUAACUUCUUGACUGAUGUCUUUAGCAGUUGCUUCAAUAUACCCACAUCAUUUUCCUUCCUCAAGAUGCCAUCUAUUUUGUGAAGUGCACCAGUCCGUCCUGCAGCAAAGCACCCCCACAACAUGAUGCUGCCACCCCCGUGCUUCACGGUUGGGAUGGUGUUCUUCGGCUUGCAAGAAUCCCCCUUUGUCCUCCAAACAUAACGAUGGUCAUUAUGGCCAAACAGUUCUAUUUUUGUUUCAUCAGACCAGAGGACAUUUCUCCAGAAAGUAUGAUCUUUGUCCCCAUGUGCUGUUGCAGAACGUAGUCAGUUUUUUUUAUGGCGGUUUUGGAGCAGUUUUCUUCCUCCUUUUCUUCCUUGCUGAGCGGCCUUUCAGUUUAUGUUGAUAUAGGACUCGUUUUACUGUGGAUAUAGAUACUUUUGUACCUGUUUUCUCCAGCAUCUUCACAAGGUCCUUUGCUGUUGUUCUGGGAUUGUUUUGCACUUUUCGCACCAAAGUACGUUCAUCUCCAUUAGACAGAACGCGUACUAUUGAUUUGUAUGACGGCUGCGUGGUCCCAUGGUGUUUAUACUUGCGUACUAUUGUUUUUUUACAGACGAACGUGGUACCUUCUGGCGUUUGGAAAUUGCUCCCAAGGAUGAACCAGACUUGUGGAGGUCUACAAAAACAAAUCUGAGGUCUUGGCUGAUUUUUUUUGAUUGUCACAUGAUGUCAAGCAAAGAGGCACUGAGUUUGAAGGAAGAGCAUCCUUGUCAUUUUGCGGUCAGCAAACUCCGCCAGAGAAAAUGAAGUACUCGGUCCUGUGAGGGCAGGCUGGCAGAGCUGAGUGCCCAGCUGGGGAGGUCUCGGUGCUGGGGCCAGGAGAAGCUGGUAGCCCUGGAGAAGAAGGUGGUGCUGAUUAAGGUGGAGAUGGCUUCUCUCAGGGAGAACUAGCAUGCCAAGGUGGCCCAGGUGGAGGCCUUACACUCACAGCACGAUUCCAUGGAGCACAAGUACAGCACAGCAGCUAAUGAGGGAGAGUGAGCUGGUGAUAACCAACGUCAACCAGUGGGUGAAGGAGCAGAAGCAAGGGUCUGCAGGAGGAGAUGAAGAGGCUGAAGGCUGAGCUGGAAGAGAGCAGGAUUGAAGCCGAAAGGUUCAGAGCCUCUCAAGUCAGUAUGAGUGGCCAGCGCAGUGCCCUGACCAGACCUCCCGUCCAGCUGCUCCACACAGAAUCUGCUCUGACUGCGACAGGAGCCUUGAGUGGCCAGAGAGACAACCUGUGGAGGAGGAGCUCUGGCUGCCAACCUACAUCUGUGCUAGCCCCAGACUCAGCCUGUGUCUGCCUGGCAGGGAGGGGGGCCACGUUUGCUGCUGAGGUGGCCCUUAGGACCCUGGAGCGCACACCCCUGCCAUGUGGCCACCACCGCUGGAGCAGACCCGCUCUCUCAGCUGGGACAGGCCAUGCCCUACACAUCUCAGGGAGGGACACUGGUGGGGGCUAGUAUGAACCAGUGAGAAAGGAAGUACAGGUAGUUAUGACUCAAGAGAAUACAGCACACAAAUAUUUAUGAUUUUGUAGCUUGAUAGAUAUGAAUAAAUGAUUGUAUUAUAUUUAAGAUUAUUUAAUGACAAUACUAAACUUGAAUAAUUUAAUUUCUUUGGUAUUUUCAGUAUAUAUUUUUUCAAAAUCGAAUCUUUGUGGCACAAUAUUGUAAUCUCUUACCAUUACUCCUUCAGCCCAGUUCUACAUUAUGAUUGUCUACUUAUUCACAACAGGUUCUGUUGAACACAGAUUCUGUGUUGUGAAUCAGUAGACAAUUACAAUCUUACCUGUACAGUAUCUGGGUAAUUCCACCAGUUCGGUGCCUUUUUAGAAGUGUAACUUGUGAUUUCACAAAAUGUUGACAUUCUGUCCUAAAGAUCACAUGUUCAACUUCAUAAAAAACACAUGUUGCCAUUCCAAUAGGUUAAAUAAAAAAAAUACUAUAGUUAGUGCCUAUUAAGUGCCAAAUAAGUAUCAGGGUUGACGGUAUCAGGGUUGACGGUCUCGUUUUAAAUCAGCCAUAAAUCCUCUCGUGACAGGGGGAAUGGAAGCUUGUGUGCAACAGGGAGUGGCAAUUGAAACCCGUUCAUUUUCUAUCACAAAAUAGAACAACUCCCAACAAGUUUUUACACUAUGAUUUGACUAUUUGAUGUUCAAUGUUUCUUUUGAAAAAUACAUUUUAAAUGAAUAGUUUCACCAUAUUAAAACUAGAGGGUUGACCUUAAAAUGAGGGACAGAUGUGAAUGAAUCACUAAUCAAAUGAAAUAAAUAUAAUCUUCAGAACUGACGUAAAAUAACUAGGUAUGUACAAUGGAGAAAUGUUUGGAUUACAUGGGUUGAAGUCUUCCUAGAAGUGACACAGGGUUGGCAGAGGGACAUGUCAAAAUGAUGAAUUUAGCAAAGCUUUUAUUCAUAUUAAAAAUCAGAUUCAUUGAA